Messenger RNA from Eupeodes corollae, 3910 nucleotides. It is a transcript of the gene Prp39, whose product is annotated as pre-mRNA-processing factor 39. Gene Ontology annotation, cellular component: U2-type prespliceosome; commitment complex; nucleus. The transcript is spliced from 8 exons. The coding region runs from base 34 to 3381 and encodes 1115 amino acids. Gene Ontology annotation, molecular function: protein binding. Lineage: Eukaryota; Metazoa; Arthropoda; Insecta; Diptera; Syrphidae. Gene Ontology annotation, biological process: RNA processing; mRNA 5'-splice site recognition. The record is from RefSeq and is a predicted model, not a curated record.
AUUUUAUUAUAAUAAAAAGAAGUUUAUUGAAAAAUGGCGUCGUUGAAUGAAGAAGAAAACGUUACGCAUGAAAGUGGUAAGUUAUUUCGUAAAAAACUUAUUGUAAAAAUCGAGAAACCCAGUUUUGAUAAAGGUCGCCGCACGAGGUCAGGACGAAAGGUGACUGCUCCAACACCCAGUUCCCCUGCUAUCAAACCAGGUACCAGGAAGCGAUCCACAAGAAAGCAAACGCAAGAACAAGUAAUUGAACCAGAGCCCGAGAUCAUUGAAGAAGAGGAAGAAGCAAGUUCAUACUCGGAACAGUCGGACAUAAUUAAAGAAAUGCUUGCCGAAGCUGCCCAGGGGGUUAUAGGAGAUGGAACGUCACGUUCUCAGCAAAUGAAAACACUAGAAGAGGACGGGAUUUGUUUGAUUGACGAUGAUGAGGACGACGUUCAGGAGAUUAUCGAAGAAGUAGUUGAGGAGGAAAUGGUACACUCAGACUUGAUUGAAGAAGUCCCAGAAGAUGAGUUAAUGGAGGAGGAAGUUCAUACGGAACUUGUUGAGGAAGAAGUCGCUAUUGAGGAGGUGGAUCAUGAAAGUCCUCAUCAGGAACACCACGAAGAUGUGGUGGAGCAAGAAGUAGUGGCAGAGUUAACAGAUAUUAUCGAUGAAGAGCUUCUGACCGAGACGGUUUCGGAGAACGAAAUGGAUACGGAAAACGACACAGCCCAAGAUGGCGAAGAUCCCAACGACGCAACCGCUGCCGCUGGAAUAAAUGCCAACAAUGUAGACGAUGAAAAAAGCUCAUCGUUCCCAUUUGGCAAUGCCGCUCAGAAUGAGAACUCCGAGAAUGGACAAAAUGAAGUCAUUGCAGGCGAAUCGGAAGAAACCAACACAAACGAAUGUGUUGAGAGUUCCCUGUUGGCCAGCCUAGCUGGGGACAAUGCCAAUAGUCUGCCCUCGGUGGGGGAGGAAGAAGGAGAUGUUAAGAAUUUUGUCGAGAAAAUGGUUACUCAGGAACAAGAUGAAGAUGAAGAGAGUAUAUCGGAACCAGCCAUAGCUGAAUACACACAGAACAACAGCAGUGAUGCUACAUUGAUAAACACAGAAAUGGUGUCCGAAGAUGAGCUUCCAAUGCCAACUAAACCAGAGGUCAACGAUGCCGAAGAAGUGUCCGACGAGGAGCUACCAGCGCCGCAGAGAGCCGAACUACCUGCCGAUACGGAAGUAGUUUCAGAAGAUGAGCUGCCAACGAAUGGCAAUAGUGUUGCAAAGAAAUUGGAUGCGCCAGCAACUAAAAGGAAGGCAAACGAAGAAAAAUCAUCCGCCAGUGAGGAAUACAAUCCAGGAAGUCCAACCGGUGAGAGUAAUGAUGGACCAGUAGAAAAGAAAAUCAGAGUUGAUGGAGAAGGUGAAGAACCAAAAGAAAAGGAGAAAGAAAAAGAGAAGGAAAAAGAAAAGGAAAAGAAAAAGGAGAAAGAGAAGAAAAAGUUACCAGAUCUUGAAAAAUAUUGGAAAGUAGUUAAAGAUGAUCCAGCUGAUUUUACCGGAUGGACGUAUCUUUUGCAGUACGUUGACCAGGAGACUGAUGUAGAAGCCGCCCGGGAAGCUUACGAUGCAUUUCUAUCCCAUUACCCAUACUGCUAUGGCUACUGGCGCAAAUAUGCCGAUUAUGAAAAACGCAAAGGAGUCAAAGCCAAUUGUAACGAGGUGUUCGAACGUGGCCUUAAAGCGAUUCCACUCUCCGUCGAUCUCUGGAUACAUUAUUUGACGCAUGUAAAAUCUAACCAAGGUGACAACACCGAAUUCAUUCGAUCGCAAUUUGAAAGAGCAAUAGCCGCAUGUGGAUUGGAAUUCAGAUCGGACAAACUGUGGGAUGCAUACAUUAAAUGGGAAACAGAAGCCAAACGCUUUCAAAAUGUGACAAAAAUCUAUGACCGGCUCCUGAACAUUCCAACACAAGGCUACAAUGGACAUUUUGGAAAUUUCCAAGAUUUAAUCAACAAUCAUCCUGCAAAUGCAACUAUUUCUGUAGAAGAAUUCAAGAAACUUCGAGCCGAAGUACGCGAAGCUUUGAAGGCUUCAAAAGAAAACAGCAAGCAACAGCAUAUAGACAAUGAAGUACCUGUUGGUGCGGGAACAGAAGAGAAUGAACCAGAAGAAUCAGCCGAUGAAGCUGACGAUCACGUGCGCUCAGGCGAGGAAAUGACUGCCAUAAAGGAUAAAAUUAUAUCAGAACGAAGGAAACUACACAAGGCAACGGUGGCGGCAGUCAUAGCUCGCUGGACGUUCGAGGAAGGCAUAAAGCGACCCUAUUUCCAUGUGAAACCCCUCGAGCGUUGCCAGUUGAAGAACUGGAAGGACUACCUCGAUUUUGAAAUCGAAAAAGGUGAUCGGAAGAGAAUUUUGAUUCUAUUUGAACGUUGCCUUAUCGCCUGCGCGCUCUAUGAUGAGUUUUGGCUCAAGCUUAUCCGCUAUCUGGAAGCACAAAGCGACCCCGAGUUGAUAGGUGUCACGAGAGACGCCUACUAUCGGGCUUGUACCAUUCACCAUCCGGACAAACCAAGUUUGCAUCUGAUGUGGUCCGCCUUCGAAGAGUGCCAGAACGAGUUCGAAAAAGCAGCUCAAAUCCUCAUCGAUUUGGAGAAAAUCUGUCCGAACCUCCUACAGAUUGCCUAUCGGCGGAUAAAUGUCGAAAGACGUCGGGGGGACUUCGAGAAGUGCAAGAAACUCUACGAGCACUACAUAGAAACAGCGAAGAACAAGAACAUUGCCGGAAGCUUAUCAAUCAAAUAUGCCAGAUUCUGUAAUAAGAUCUGUGGAGACUUGGACGGAGCAAUUAAGGUGUUGCAACAAGCGCUAGAAAAGGAUCCGGCCAACACGAGGGUGGCCCUUCAGAUGAUCGAUGUUGCUCUGCAAAGGUCGAAGGUUGACGAGAAAGAAGUCGUUUCAAUUAUGGACAAGUUUAUGGCUCGGGAGAAUGUAGAGUUGGAGCAAAGGGCGCUGUUCGCUCAGAGAAAGGUCGAAUUUUUGGAGGACUUUGGCAGUAAGGCUAGCGGUCUUCUGGAAGCACAGAGAGCCCUCCAAGUUGCCCUUAACAAAGUUAACGAAGCUAAGAAAAAGAGUGAAAAUAGUCCAAAUAAGAAAUCAUCAUCCUCAAGUAGUAAAGAUGCUGGUGCUACAUCAAAUCAAGCUCAAGCAACAACCGCGUACAACAAUAGCACCAGUGGCUCGUCGGCGAGCUACAACUAUGGUUCAGGUACAAACGCCAGCUAUUACGGCCAAAGUGGUCAAGCAUACCCACAGCAACAGCAGUACGAUGGUUACUAUAACCACUGGCAAUACGGCUCUGGCUACAGCGGGUAUGGCCAAUGGAGUGGCUAUGGAAACUAUUAUUAGGAUCUAAAAUAGUUUUUACUAAUCUAUUUUAAAAUGAUUUGUUUUUUUUUCUAACUUUAAAAUUCUUAUAAACAUCGUUUAUAUAGUUUUACAUGUUUCUGUUGACGAUCAUUAUUUACUGUACUUACCUAAAAUUAAACGCUUAAAUUGAGUUUUAUUUACAUCAAAUUCGCUCUUUUAACUUUUCUUUGUUUGGUUUGUUUUGGCAAAUGGAUCUUUAAAUAUAACAAUCAUGAUAUUUGAUUUUGUAUAAAAUGAAAGCUUUCAAUGAAGUUUCAACAAAAUAGUAAUACGCGAAAUUAUGAUAAAUAUAACAAUAUACAUACAUAUUUAUAUAUGUACAUAAAUAUACAAAUUUAUUAUAAGCAAAAAUACAAUAAAAUAGUUCUCAAGGUCAGCCUAUAAGAAUUACAUUCGAAAUUUAAUAAACAACUACAAAAAAAACAAGGAUAAUUAUUUGUAUUUACGGUUUAAUUAAUAGUUUUAAUAAAUAAAUACGAUAUGAAGAAAUUAUGUGUUUGUUACUUCA